Molecule: messenger RNA, 2058 nt
Organism: Homarus americanus (American lobster)
Lineage: Eukaryota; Metazoa; Arthropoda; Malacostraca; Decapoda; Nephropidae
Product: pollen-specific leucine-rich repeat extensin-like protein 2
Exons: 5
Coding region: 16-1548 (510 amino acids)
Source: RefSeq, a predicted model, not a curated record
UGGCAUAGCGCUAUUAUGGCCGACCAUUUUUAUGACAGGUGCAUGGCGCCAAGCACUGCCCCUCCUCCACCCCUUAGGUGUUCCCCUGCCACCCAACCUUCUUAUCCCGCCCCCCUUUCGCCGCCACCCCCGGAAACCGUCCCCUCCACUCCCACACACCCUUCUACCUUCCUACCCCUUGUGACACACCCUCCUUUCCUCCCUCCCUCCCUUACCCCCUCCAUCUCUCCACCUUCCCCUUUAUCACACUCACUUAACCCCUCCUUCUAUCCCCAUCGACUGCAACACGCCCGCCACAGCCCCCCCCCCCCCCCCCCCCCCCAUGUUCCCUCUACCACGCCCUUCACCCCGUCCCCUCCGUGUCAGCAACCACUGACGCUUGUGCCUUCCCUCACGCCCAGACGAGACUCAGAUAUAAAAGAUGACGGGUGGUGGAGGGGAUGGAGCACCACACAGUCGCCACUCCGCCUUCAGACAACACCCGCGCCGAAGGUUCGUCCAGUUGCAACAGUCAGGCCGACGAUAGUUAACAGAGAACCCGAAACUUCCGUCGAAGAAAACGAGAAGAAAGAAAACGAAGCUGUCAGCUCUACGAUCCCUGAAGAGCUGAAGGAGACUGUCAGCUGUAAUACAACUCUUGAAUCAAAAGAAGUUUCAGACAUCCAACAAAGCGAUAAUUCAAGUGACUGGGACAAAGUCGAUGAGAAGGUCACGGUAGAUGAAAACUGUAACAACAUCCUCAACACUUCUUGUGUGAAGCAGCCGAGCGUCUCUAUUCAACAGGAAGAGAAUCUUCUCAUCAACCAGACUCGUCCACAGAAGGAACAAAUACUCCUUAAACAAGAAAAGCCUCACUCACAAAGUGCCGUCACCGAACAAGAAUCCAAACACCAGCAAGAUUGUUGUGGUUGUCACAGGACAAGUGUUGUUAUUAAGCAGGAACCGAAGAAAAGUAAACAAGAACCCAAACAUCAAGAAAACCCUUGCUGGGCCCACCGUGACUGCGUGCGAGCACUGAACUCUGCCAACAAAAACUCUGCGGUAGUAAACCUCCACCGUUCAACUAGGAAGAUGGAAGGAGAAUACCAAGAAGGGUGUCACAACGGUAUGGGGUGUGAGGGAGACCAGGGAUACCAGAUUGACCGUGAGCCGCAGCACAAGGACGUCCCCAUCACUGAGUGUCUUGACGAGUUCCUGGACAAGAUGCACCUGACUCACCUGGUGGACUACCUCCGGGUGCUGGGCUGCACCUGUGUGAGGGACCUCCGCCUCCUGGAGAAACCUGAGCUUGACGCCAUCCAGCUUAUCUCCCGUCGACGCCUCCAACAGGAACUCGACUCCCUCAACCUGCAUCAUGAAGCACCUCCGUCGGACUGCUCCCUGGAGGGUUGGCUCACUUGGUACGGCCUGACACACAUCGCCGGGUUUCUCAAGGCCAUCGGUGUGCACAGCGUGGCGGACAUGACCUACCUGCGGGAGGAUGACCUACAGCUGCUUAAGCCCGUCACCCGUAGGAGGAUUAUCGCCUGCCACAGGAAGUCAACCUAAAGAGUCACAAUGGACUUCCUAUAAGGCCAGCGUGUUUGGCUCGACCCGUCUAGAAGCCGCUUCGACUACGUAGCACCCCUCUCUCUCUCUCUCAGGCAUCGUCUCUCGCUACCCUCGAUGUCCUUAUAAAUACAAGAGAAACAAAACAAAUGCCAGAGAGCUACGAGCAGUGAGUCUCUAGACGUGGAGGAUUAGUGUUCAUCGGUGGCGACAACAUCAUCCUCACCUGUCACCUGUAACAGCGAACAAGAGGCGCUCUGUGGUCUACCCGAAAUCAUAGCUCAGUAACCCGCAGAGUUUCCUUCUUCAUCUUGCUUCUCUGAGAUUUUCCUGUGUAAAAUUCAUAGUAGGAAUUUAUAUAUAUAUAUAUAUACUGUAGUGUAUAUGCUACCUUUCUUAUGCCGAAAUUGACUCGAAAGUGAAUCUCUAUUGAUAUGUUUAUCAACUAUGUACAUUGACAGACUUUGUGAAAGAUCUUGUUGUUCUGCUGAUAAAUAAAAACAUCUCUUA